Molecule: messenger RNA, 969 nt
Organism: Lactuca virosa
Lineage: Eukaryota; Viridiplantae; Streptophyta; Magnoliopsida; Asterales; Asteraceae
Source: the annotation of a GenBank genome assembly
UUUAUAUGGGUGGGCAUAGAAUAUGUUCCCAAACCCAUAGCAAACAUUACAUCUUCAAUCAUCUUCUCCAACUUUCUAAAAUUCCGCCAUGGCAGUAAGCAACAACAUAAUAGCCACCAUAAACUUCAUAGCCCUCAUAUGUUCAAUCCCAAUCAUCUUCACCGGCAUCUGGCUCGCCUCCAAACCCGACAACCAAUGCAUACGCUCACUCCCCUGGCCCAUCAUCUUCCUCGGCGUCCUCUUCCUCCUCCUAGCUCUCACCGGCUUCAUCGGAGCUCACUGGAACAACCAAGGCUUAUUAUCCUUUUACCUUUUCUGCAACGCCGCCCUCAUCGUCACCGGAAUCAUCCUCCUCAUACUCGCCUUCAUCGUCACCCACCCUUCCGGCGCAUACUCCGUUCCCGGUCGGGAGUAUGACGAGUAUCGUUACAUGGGGUACUCGGAAUGGCUCCGGGAGCAUAUCACCGAUCCAGAGAACUGGCGGAGUAUAAAGGCGUGUUUGGCUUCAUCUUCCAUUUGUUCCAAAAUGGUUCGCGAUUCUUACACUGCACCACAGUUCUUUAAUGCACGUAUCUCAUCUCUUCAGUCGGGAUGCUGUAAGCCUCCGACAGUGUGUGGGUAUCAAUACGUGCAUCCGAUAACGUGGAUUAAUCCGACGAACCCGAUGGGCGAUGUGGACUGCAUCAUAUGGAACAACGACCCGAAUCAACUGUGCUACAAUUGCGACUCAUGUAAAGCGGGAGUGUUAGGGAACCUUCGGAAAGAAUGGAAGGAAGCCAACGUAAUAUUGAUCGUUGCCAUUGUUGCUCUGGUUUUCCUUUAUCUCAUAGCGUUUAAUGCUUACAAGAAUUCACAAGCUGGACCCAAAAAGUAAACUAGACUAGUUCUUUAAUGAGUAGUACGUUAUGUAUUAGAAGUUGUAAUGCGGAAAAGGUUUGUUUUGUUGAAGCUAGUGGUGUGCAAUGCAUA